AAAUAGAUAGGUGAGAUAGUCACUAAAAACAGGCCGAAUAACCCUGGCAGCUGAGACCUUUCUAACUUUAGAAUUAAGAAGAAGAAGAAGUUAUAAUUAUAAAAGUUUUGUUAAAUACAAAACAUAAGUAACGUAAUUCAACCAACAUAUUACGGUAUAUAAGAAUUUGUAAUGCAAUGGAAAAAACAAAAACUGUAACGUCAACAGCUGGAUAUAAUACUAGAAGCGGUAAAACCCCUCUAGAUUUUGCAACAUUCAAGAAAAAAACGAAAAAACAAUUAUCUAAGAAUUCUGAAGAUGUAGCAGAAACAUCUAUUAAUACCGAUACUACUGAUGAUACAAAUCCUUCGAAAAGGAAACAUAUUACAAUAGAAAGUGAUAUUAAAAAAAAUAAAAAAGUUCCGGCGAAUUGGGAACAAGUCUUAAGUAACCUACGAGAUAUGAGGAAAGAAUCAGACGCUCCUGUAGAUUCCAUGGGGUGCGAUAAAUGCCACGAUGAAAACGCACCUCUACAGGUGCAAAGGUAUCAACAGUUGUUAGCUUUAAUGUUAAGUAGUCAAACUAAAGAUCAAAUAACUUUCGCGGCUAUGAAAAAACUCAUAAAUCACGGUUGUACUAUCGAAAAUGUUCUAAAAACUGAAGACACAAAAUUAGGGGAACUUAUAUAUCCCGUUAGUUUCUGGAAAAAUAAAGUUAAAUAUAUUAAAAAAACAAGCGAAAUGCUUCUUAAAGAAUAUAAUAGUGAUAUACCAGAUUCUGUUGAAAAAUUGUGUAAAUUACCAGGGGUAGGUCCGAAAAUGGCUCAUAUCUGCAUGGAAACAGCUUGGGGACAAAUAACUGGUAUAGGUGUGGAUACUCAUGUCCAUAGGAUAACAAAUCGUUUAGGUUGGGUAACCACCAAAUCUCCGGAAGAAACCAGAAAGGCGCUAGAAGAAUGGUUACCGCAACCAUUAUGGGGUGAAGUUAAUUCUUUAUUAGUUGGUUUCGGUCAGCAAAUAUGUGCGGCCGUCAAACCUCAGUGUUCGUCUUGUUUAAACCACGAUAUUUGCCCUUUUGGAAAAAAAUAUUUGAAGGGCGAAAUAAAACGUACAAAAGUUAAAAAACCAACUUGAAUUGUAAUAUUUCCUUUAUUUUUUUAAAUAAAAAUUCGAAUUAUGAA
Messenger RNA from Diorhabda sublineata, 1159 nucleotides. RefSeq names its product endonuclease III-like protein 1 (gene Nthl1). The record is from RefSeq and is a predicted model, not a curated record. The transcript is spliced from 4 exons. Gene Ontology annotation, cellular component: nucleus. Gene Ontology annotation, molecular function: DNA binding; oxidized pyrimidine nucleobase lesion DNA N-glycosylase activity; DNA-(apurinic or apyrimidinic site) endonuclease activity. NCBI's taxonomy places the organism in Eukaryota, Metazoa, Arthropoda, Insecta, Coleoptera, Chrysomelidae. The coding region runs from base 177 to 1112 and encodes 311 amino acids. Gene Ontology annotation, biological process: base-excision repair; base-excision repair, AP site formation; nucleotide-excision repair.